UCCGCGAGUUUACCUUUUGUUCCUACUUUUCCAUUACAAAGCGCGCUUUCAAUUCUGUGUUUGCGCCUGUUGCGAGAAGCUGAACUCUGAAACAUUAAUUGCGGCGAUAUUAAUUAAAUAUGUGUGUCUAGAUUAUAUCAAGGAUUACAGCAGAACGAUGGUUCUAACAAGAAGAGCUUUCAAAUUUUCUCUUAAGAUUGCUUCUCUAUUUUUAUGGCUGGUUGGAAUGUGUAUAGGUGUGAGUGGUGCAUUCUUGCUGCUUAAAUACAAAACCAAUGGUGUGUUCUUCAGCAGCUUCUUUAUAAGUCUGCCUGCACUGCUGGCUGUUGUCAGUGGAGUCAUUCUUCUAGGCAGUGCAGCUAUUGGCUGUGCGGUGUCUUACAAAGAACCUUCUUGUUUACAAUCUUUGUUUGUGUAUUUUCUCAUUAUUGUGUGUUGCAUAGUUGGCACUGCUGCUGCAUUGGCAUACACACAUACAGGCAAGCUUGAUGUAGACUUGGCUCCCCUCAAAGAUGUGUUUCAGAGCUAUAAUGGCAACAGCAAAGAUCCUGAUACCAAAGCAGUAAACUCCUUACAAGAUGAGUUGCAGUGUUGUGGUGUUAAGAACUACACCGACUGGAUCGAUACACCCUGGUUUAAUCACAGUGGUAAAUACAAUGUUCCACAGAGCUGUUGCAACAAAAACUUUCACUCCUGCAAUGGAACAUUAGACUUACCUUCACUACUCUAUACUGAGGGGUGUCAAAUUAAAUUUGAGGAGGAAUUACUGCUUGUGCUGCACAUUAUCAUCAUAACAUCUUUUGUGAUUAUCUUUGUACUGGUAAUGUCUUGGAUCAGUGUGGCACCGCUAAUGAGAUAUCCACCUCCACAGGAGUAUCGAAUGCUGGACCAAGAUUAAAGGCCACUGAUGGACCUCCAAUCUUACAUCUUUUCUCCUGAAUGCUGCACGAUUGUUUAAAAUAUAUAUUUUUUUUAUAUUUCACUGUUUAUGUUACUGGUUUAUCAUAAGGUCCACUUUUUUUUUUUUUCUUCUAAAAUUCUACUUUAAACAAAAGUUCAGGGUGCAUCUUCUCACCAAGUCUGUUUUUCUGCCAAUAUUGUGUAUGCACGCACAGCAAGGGCCUUUACUUUGCACAAUAAAAUUGACACAAACUAAUAAAA
Molecule: messenger RNA, 1161 nt
Organism: Myxocyprinus asiaticus (Chinese sucker)
Lineage: Eukaryota; Metazoa; Chordata; Actinopteri; Cypriniformes; Catostomidae
Product: tetraspanin-3-like
Exons: 7
Coding region: 158-898 (246 amino acids)
Cellular component (GO): membrane
Source: RefSeq, a predicted model, not a curated record